Messenger RNA from Colletotrichum paranaense, 975 nucleotides. RefSeq lists its product as uncharacterized. Lineage: Eukaryota; Fungi; Ascomycota; Sordariomycetes; Glomerellales; Glomerellaceae. The record is from RefSeq and is a predicted model, not a curated record. Bases 1 to 975 code for a protein of 324 amino acids. The transcript has a single exon.
AUGGCUGAGGUUCUCGGACUCGUUUCAAGCUUCGCAGCGAUAAUACAACUAGUUCAAUAUGGCGAAAAGUUCGCAAAAGCCUUGUAUCAGUAUUCGGAACAGAGAGGCUAUCGAGCUGAAAAGAUUGAGCACUACGCAAACGAUGUCGUAACAUUUUCGGAUGUCGUGCGUACUGCUCACUUCUCACUCAGUCAACAUUGCAAGAAGUAUCCGGGAUCUCCUGUUCUCGACUUUAUCGCAACACAAGGGGUACUCAACAACAUAGCCUUUCAGUCAGGAUCUGUCGAGCAGCGACUUAAGAAAGCCACCAGCCAGAUCAGAAGUUGCCUGGGAAGUAAGAGCUUCGUGCUGAGUUUCUUCAAUUGGUUGUACCAGAAGGACUCAAUCAAAGAUCUAUUUCCAGAAAUGGAGAGCAUCAAAACAAGUCUUCAACUCCUGCUGGCGACGGCGCAUUUUGAGAUUGUGACCAUGGAGCGCAACGACCCGCGUCCGGGGUCAAGCAUGACAGACAUGAAGGGUUUGGAAAUUACCACGUAUGCAUAUCGAACAGCGAAGCGUUUGUCGGGUCGUAGAUUCAUUCAAGUACUAAUUGAGCGCUGGACUAGAUAUCGCUUGAAGGAGAUGAUCCAGAUGCUGAUGAGAGCACUGGUGAACGUUCACGCGGAGAGAAGGGAGAUAGACCGCCAUAAACCAGCUAGCACGGCUAAAGGGUCGAAGCUAUCCAUAGGUCAACCCCAUGAUAGUCUUCUUCAGCUAGGACAAAGUAUAGUGGAAACUGGAAAAGUUCCCGAGCCAAACCCCGCCUCAGCUGCUUCAUCGUCGUAUUCUAUCGACAGAACAGAGGUGAUGACGCUAACCUUACGGCAAAUGCCCAUAGACAAAGCUGACAACUUCGCAGAUUCACGGACUGUCACGCAGCGGAUCAACGAUUUCGUCACUUUCAGCUCCUCGGAAUAUAAUACUUGCCUCGGAUAA